Molecule: messenger RNA, 1228 nt
Organism: [Candida] anglica
Lineage: Eukaryota; Fungi; Ascomycota; Pichiomycetes; Serinales; Debaryomycetaceae
Source: the annotation of a GenBank genome assembly
CCCGUUCAUAAGAAUCGUAAAAGAGGCGAUUCUGGCUAGAUAGGUGUGUGGAUUUGAUAUACCCGGCUGUUUCUUUUAUUGGCUUUUUAGGGGUCUCUCCAUAUAUACUUUUUUUUUGCCACUUUACUCUUUGCGAUGACCAUCGAUGACUUUGAAAUAGAAACUGGAGCCGAGCUUCUUAUGCAUACAUACGAGACUUUACCAGAUAAUUGUAAGAAGUAUUGGAAGCGAAGAUAUGCUCUCUUCAGCAAGUUUGACGAUGGGAUCUAUAUGACUUCGGAGCUUUGGUUUUCUGUGACUCCCGAAGAUGUUGCAUCAUUCACCGCAAAGUUGAUCCAUGAGCUUAUUCCCGAGGCCGAGGAUGUUUUAGAUGUUUGUUGUGGUGGAGGUGGGAAUAGCAUACAAUUUGCCAACUUGUUCAGAACCGUGGGUGCCAUCGACAUCAACCAGUUGAACCUUGAUUGUACCGCCCAUAACGCUGGGAUUUACGGGGUGCAAGACAACAUAUGGUUGCACCGUGGAGAUUGGAACGAAAUGGCCACACCAACCAUUGGGCCCUUGAACACCAGUUGGAUUCCCCAGGAAGUUCUUGAUAAUCAAAUCCAAAGAGGCAAUCUGAAACCAUUUGACUGUGCCUUCCUGUCUCCACCUUGGGGUGGCCCACAAUACAAUGAAUCAGAGUUUUUCGACUUGUAUGCCAUGGAACCCUUUUCUGUAUUACAUUUUGCCAGACAACUCAAGCGUUACUCGGAUAACUUCAUCAUGUACUUGCCAAGAAACCUGGACUUGGACCAGCUUCGUGAAGUGACCCGUAUUGUCAAUGGAGAUGACGCAAAGUGUCGAAUCUUGUAUAUUCAACUGUAUGGCCGAAGAGUGGCACUUUUAGCUCUUUGGGGUCCCCAACUCACUUCAGGUGACAUUGACUAUAGUAAGAUUUUCCCUGAAGAUGCAGAAGAGUCUGAAUUUCUGGUCGAUACUUUGUAAAAAGAAGAAAAUGAAUAUUGAGAUACCUACUACAGUUGAGCCUCUGGUGGGUCUGUUCUAAGACUGCUCGGUUUUUUCAUAGCUCUAGUAGAUUAAGGGUUGGCUGGUGGUAAUCUGAAGGUAGAAUAUCGUCAGCACGAGCAGCAUGAUAAGUCAAGGAAAAAUAACCUUAUCAAGAAGUAACAGGGUAACGUGAUACAUACGUCUAUAUAGAAUCAUUUAUCACAAUAAAACAUAAUGCACG